UGUCAGCAUUUGUACAGGGAUACAAUCUGAAUAGGCCUUUUCAUCAUCAUCCGCAAAACCUUCCACAACAAGAGGCAAAAUGAGAGUCGAGAAAUGUUAUUUCUGUUCUUCACCGGUCUAUCCAGGCCACGGAAUACAGUUUGUAAGGAACGAUAGCAAGUUAUUCAGAUUCUGCCGCUCAAAAUGUCAUAAAGCAUUUAAGAUGAAGCGAAACCCAAGAAAAGUUAGAUGGACAAAAGCAUUUAGAAAAUCUGCAGGUAAAGAACUUGCUGUGGACCCAGCUUUUGAGUUUGAAAAGAAACGAAAUGUCCCAGUGACAUACAACAGGGAAACUUGGUCAAAAACUGUACAAGCAAUGCAAAGGAUAGAGGAAAUCAGAGCCAAGAGACAAAAACAAUUCAUCAAAAAUAGAUUCAGGGCUAACAAAGAACUGGCAAAGGAAGCAGAUAAGAAUGAAGUGAAGAAUAACAUCAACCUCAUUAAAAGUCCCCCAGCUCGCCCAGCACAGAAGAUUGUCUUGGCUCAGAAAAUCAAGUCUAUGGAAGCAAAAAUGGAAACUGACUAAAGAGAGAAUCUUUUGUAUAUAUAUAAUACUUUCAAACUGUAAGCAUCCAACUUUGUUUUGAACAAUGCCAAUUUUAGCCUCAGUUGCAAUUUUCUCUUGAAAAUGUAUUUGUAUUCUGAAAUUAACAGAUAAUGCAUGUUGGAAUUAAGCAAAGAAAUUGUUGUGGAAGA
Messenger RNA from Rhopilema esculentum, 735 nucleotides. Its product is annotated as putative ribosome biogenesis protein RLP24. The record is from RefSeq and is a predicted model, not a curated record. Gene Ontology annotation, cellular component: nucleolus. Gene Ontology annotation, molecular function: structural constituent of ribosome. Gene Ontology annotation, biological process: ribosomal large subunit biogenesis. NCBI's taxonomy places the organism in Eukaryota, Metazoa, Cnidaria, Scyphozoa, Rhizostomeae, Rhizostomatidae.